Molecule: messenger RNA, 1411 nt
Organism: Eutrema salsugineum
Lineage: Eukaryota; Viridiplantae; Streptophyta; Magnoliopsida; Brassicales; Brassicaceae
Product: alcohol dehydrogenase class-3
Exons: 9
Coding region: 81-1220 (379 amino acids)
Biological process (GO): formaldehyde catabolic process
Cellular component (GO): cytosol
Molecular function (GO): S-(hydroxymethyl)glutathione dehydrogenase [NAD(P)+] activity; zinc ion binding
Source: RefSeq, a predicted model, not a curated record
AACGACACUGAAACACACACAGUGCCGUCCACUUUUUCUCGCCACUCCUUCCUCUAUCUCUCUAACUUCUUCCUGCGUCAAUGGCGACUCAAGGUCAGGUUAUCACAUGCAAAGCUGCUGUGGCUUACGAGCCGAACAAACCACUGGUCGUCGAAGAUGUGCAAGUGGCUCCACCUCAGGCCGGUGAGGUUCGGAUCAAGAUCCUCUACACCGCUCUCUGCCAUACCGAUGCCUACACUUGGAGCGGCAAGGAUCCUGAAGGUCUAUUUCCGUGUAUUCUCGGUCACGAGGCUGCUGGGAUUGUUGAGAGUGUUGGUGAAGGGGUAACAGAAGUUCAACCUGGAGACCAUGUUAUCCCUUGUUAUCAAGCUGAGUGCCGUGAAUGCAAGUUCUGCAAAUCUGGGAAGACUAACCUCUGCGGCAAGGUUCGAUCUGCUACUGGUGUUGGGGUCAUGAUGAACGAUCGCAAGAGCAGGUUCUCGGUUAAUGGGAAACCCAUCUAUCACUUCAUGGGUACCUCCACGUUUAGUCAGUAUACUGUAGUUCAUGAUGUUAGCGUCGCCAAAAUCGAUCCCAAGGCUCCCUUGGAGAAAGUGUGCCUUCUUGGUUGUGGUGUUCCCACUGGCCUUGGAGCUGUUUGGAAUACUGCAAAAGUAGAACCAGGAUCAAAUGUUGCCAUUUUUGGUCUUGGCACUGUGGGGCUUGCUGUUGCUGAGGGUGCGAAAACAGCUGGUGCAACAAGGAUUAUUGGCAUUGAUAUCGAUAGCAAGAAGUAUGAAACUGCAAAGAAGUUUGGUGUUAACGAGUUUGUGAACCCAAAGGACCACGAAAAGCCAAUUCAGCAAGUGAUUGUCGAUCUCACUGAUGGUGGUGUUGACUACAGCUUUGAGUGUAUCGGCAAUGUCUCCGUGAUGAGAGCCGCGUUGGAAUGUUGUCACAAGGGAUGGGGAACUUCAGUUAUUGUGGGUGUUGCGGCAUCAGGACAAGAGAUAUCGACCAGACCGUUCCAACUCGUGACUGGUCGUGUGUGGAAAGGAACAGCUUUUGGUGGUUUCAAGAGUCGAACCCAAGUACCCUGGCUCGUAGAAAAGUAUAUGAACAAGGAGAUAAAAGUGGACGAAUACAUAACGCACAACAUGACCUUGGGAGAUAUCAACAAAGCUUUUGAUUUGUUGCACGAAGGUACUUGCCUUCGUUGUGUCCUCAGUACCAGCGAAUGAACACACCAAUGGUUUUAUCUUCUCCCUCUCUCUCUCUCUCUGCUUCUCUCUCUCUGCUUCUUCAUGUGUUUUGUUUAUGACUUUUGUUUAUGGUUCGACAUGACAAGUGUGUGCGUUGCUGUCUUAUGCUUCAAUAAAAUUUGAUUAGACACCGAAGAUCAUCAUUAAUAAUAAGCAACCACGUUUAUGAA